Molecule: messenger RNA, 1797 nt
Organism: Vigna unguiculata (cowpea)
Lineage: Eukaryota; Viridiplantae; Streptophyta; Magnoliopsida; Fabales; Fabaceae
Source: RefSeq, a predicted model, not a curated record
AUGCCUGCUCUACUAUUGAGUUAUCGACACCUUCCUUCUAAUCUCAAGAGAUGCUUUGCUUAUUGUGCAUUAUUUCCAAAAGAUUAUGAAUUUGACAAGAACGAAUUAAUUUUGUUGUGGAUAGCUCAAGAUUUUCUCCAUUGCUCUCAACAGAGCAACAAUCUAGAAGACAUCGGCCAACAAUAUUUCAAUGAUUUACUAACGAGGUCUUUCUUUCUUCAAUCAGAUUUAAAAACUUGUUUCUCCAUGCAUGACCUUCUGAAUGAUUUGGCAAAAUAUGUUUGUGCGGACUUCUGUUUCAGGUUGAAAUUUGAUAAAGGAAACUGCAUACCCAAAACAACCCGUCAGUUUUCAUUUGCAUUCUGGGACGUAAAAUAUUUUGAUGAGUUUGGGAGUUUAACUGAUGCUAAAAGACUGCGUUCUUUUUUUCCAAUUAAAGAAAUUGGGAGAAGAUAUAUUGGUCAUUAUCCUUUGCAAUUCAAGAUUUUGGUACAUGAAUUGUUUUCCAACUUUAAGUUUUUACGUGUACUAUCUUUGGAUAAAUAUUAUGAGCUUAGAGAAGUCCCUGAUUCUAUUGGUGAUCUUAAACAUCUCCAUUCUUUAGAUCUUUCGAGAACUGGGAUACAAAAACUACCUGACUCAAUAUGUUUGCUCUAUAAUUUGCUAAUAUUGAAGUUGAACUAUUGUUCAAGUCUGGAGGAGUUGCCCUUAAAUUUGCAUAAACUCACCAAAUUGCGUUGUCUUGAAUUUAAAUAUACAAAAGUGACAAAGAUGCCAAUGCAUUUUGGAGAGUUGAAGAAUCUUCAAGUACUCAACACGAUCUUUUUCGAUAGAAAUAACGAGUUCAGUACUAAGCAUCUAGGAGGGCUCAAUCUUCAUGGAAGACUAUCAAUUAAUGAGGUGCAAAAUAUUGUAAAUCCUGUAGAUGCAUUAGAAGCAAAUAUGAAGAAUAAAGAUCUUGUGAAGUUAGAGUUAAAAUGGAAGUCAGACCAUAUCCCUGAUGAUCCAAGGAAAGAAAAGAAAGUAUUGGAGAAUCUACAACCUUCCAAAAACGUGGAACAUUUGUCAAUAGAGAACUAUGGUGGUACAGAAUUCCCAAGUUGGGUAUUUGAUAAUUCAUUAUCAAAUUUGGUGUUCUUAAGGUUGGAGGACUGUAAAUAUUGCUUAUGUAUACCUCCCCUUGGACUUUUGUCAUCUCUGAAAACCCUUGAAAUUGUAGGGCUUGAUGGAAUAGUGAGCAUUGGUGCUGAAUUUUAUGGGAGCAGCUCUUCCUCAUUUGCAUCUUUGGAAAAGCUCAAAUUUUUAAACAUGAAGGAAUUGGAAGAAUGGGAAUAUAUGAUUGGUGCUUUUCCACGUCUUCAAAUUCUCAGGGUGUGUGUAUGUCCCAAGCUAAAGGGUAUGCCAGAACAACUUCUUCAUGUAAAGCAUCUAUAUAUAAGUUGCAGCAUGAUAACAUCCUCCCACAAAAUUGUAUCUCAUAAUUCUCUUGAAGCCUUGAACUGUUGUGCUUUUACAAUUAUGAAUUUUCCAAUGAGCCGUAGCUAUGAUUUGCUUGCAAAGAUUGAGAUCAUUGGCAGUUGUGAUUCUCUAACAACCUUUCCACUUGAUUUCUUCCCAAACCUUAAGGCUCUUUUACUGGUUGGGUGUCGUAACCUACAAAUUAUUUCACAGAAGCACACUCAUAAUCGUCUCAAGCAUUUGUCAAUUAGCGGUAGCUCUCGAUUUGACUCAUUUCCUAGUGAAGGUUUAUCUGCUCCGCGGCUACAGACAAUUGAUAUUUAUGGAGCGGAGAUUUGA